AUGAAGGUAGCUGAGAUGCGGAUGCUGAGAUGGAUGUACGGGCAUACCAGGAGAGAUAGAAUUCAGAAUGAAGUGAUUUGGGAUAAGGUGGGUGUGGCCCCUGUGGUGGAUAAGAUGCGGGAAGGGAGGUUGAUGUGGUUCGGCCAUGUGCAGCGGAGAUGCGCUGAUGCGCCGGUGAGGAGGUGUGAGAGGAUGGCAGUAACGAGCCUGAAGAGAGGGAGGGUUACGCCAAAGAAGGCCUGGGGAGAGGUGAUUCAGCAGGACCUGGCGCUACUUCAGCUUACCGAGGACAUGACUGGUGAUAGGAGGGGGUGGAGGUCGUGUAUCAGGGCAUUGAUAAUGCUAUUGGUACCUGCUGUACUGAUACCAUUUUGGGUCAAUAGGGUCAAAAGAAUUGAAGGCGAGAUUAAGGUUUAUACAUCAGUCAAUGAACUACAAAGCCAUUUUCACAGAAACAUUAAAUAUGGAUUCAUGUUAAUCAUCUUAAUGAUGAUUGCAUUGGCUAUUUCAAUAUUCAUCCUUGCGAUACUAACAAUAAGAGCAGGAAGAAGAGAAAUGUAUUUGUCUUCUGCACUUAUAAAGCAAAUGGAAGCAACUCAACAAGAAGAAAGGAAAAGUAUGAACAAAAGCACUGCAUUUGCACUUGCAAAUCAUGAUGUUAGAGCUUCUCUUGCUGGAAUCAUUGGAUUAAUCGAGAUGUGUCGCGCCCAGGCUUCACCUGAAUCCGAAUUGCUGAAGAAUUUGAAUCAUAUGGAAUCUUGCACGAACGAUCUUUUAGCCAUAUUGAAUUCUAUUCUUGACCAAAGCAAGAUAGAACAAGGGAAGAUGCAACUUGAAGAACAAGAAUUCAAUAUGGAAGAGCUACUAGAACAUGUUGUCAACAUCUAUUACCCGAAUGGAGCAAUGAAGAAUGUCGACGUGUUACUAGAUCUGUGUGAUGGUUCUGUACUAUUCUCUCGUGUUAAAGGCGAUAGGGGAGAAUUAAGACGGAUACUGAGUAACUUGUUGCAUAAUGCAGUUAAGUUCACCUCAGAGGGACACAUUACUCUUCGGGCUUGGGCUCGAAAACCUGUUUUUGAUCAAAGAUCCAAUACAAGUAAUUCUAGUAUUGGUUGUAUGUCAUGCUUACGUUUAGAGAACGAUGAAUCAUCUGCAGAAUCUCAAGUACUGAAUAGAGUUCAGCAAGAUCCUAAUUGUGUGGAGUUCAUAUUUGAGGUGGAUGAUACAGGGAAAGGAAUUCCUAAAGAGAAACAAAAGUCAGUUUUUGAGAAUUAUGUUCAAGUGAAUGAUCAAACAACUUCUGUUCAUGGAUCACAAGCAGGCACUGGCUUAGGGCUCGGGAUUACUCAGUCGUUGGUUCGGUUAAUGGGAGGUGAAAUAGGUAUAGUCGACAAGAAAAUUGGUGAAAAGGGCACCUGCUUUCGAUUCAACAUUUUCCUCAUAGCAUGUGAUCAGCCUGAAGUUAAAGAACAUCAAUCAAUUAGUCAUAAUUAUGCAGGAGAAGAGGAGGAUAACCUACGUUCGACAGAUAUAGUCAUGGCAAAACCACUACAUGGUUCUCGUUUAUAUCGUGUCCUCGAAUUUUCACCAGAGUCUGAAGGUACAAAUUUACCAACCGUCACACAAGAAAUAAAGGAUGAAACAACUUCAAGAUUGAAGAUUCAGCAACCUCCAAUGAGGUCCAGAAGUCCACCCUUAGAAGCGAAACGACAGGAUGUAUCUGUUGAUGUUAACGGAAGUUCUAGUGAGAACUUACCUUUAACAGGAAAGAAAAUUUUGGUGGUUGAGGAUAAUAAAGUACUACUUAUGAUAUGCAAAACCAAGGUUUCCAAGCUUGGUGCAACCACUGACACAUGCGAAAAUGGUGAAAAAGCUCUAGCUCUUGUCCGCAAAGUCCUUAGUGAUCAAUGCAGUAUAGGGCCAUCCACUCCUUCACCACCAUUUGAUUAUAUUCUGAUGGAUUGUCAGAUGCCAGAAAUGGAUGGAUUUGAAGCAACCAAAUGCAUUAGGGAAGAAGAGGCACAUUAUGGAAUUCGAAUUCCCAUCAUAGCUUUAACAGCACAUACAAAGGAAGUGACAGAUAAGAUUUUUCAAGUUGGAAUGGAUUAUUACAUAGAAAAACCCUUCGAUGGUGCUAAGCUUCUGAAAGCCAUAGAUUAUAUAGAGCAUAGAGAAGUUUAAGAGAUCAUAAAGUGUCUCUAUUUCUUCGAGUCGUUAUGUAAGAUAUAAAGUAAGAUUUCUCCGGAAACUCUUGCAAAGGGUCUUUCUCAUAGUUUUAUGUUGU
Molecule: messenger RNA, 2284 nt
Organism: Lycium ferocissimum
Lineage: Eukaryota; Viridiplantae; Streptophyta; Magnoliopsida; Solanales; Solanaceae
Product: histidine kinase CKI1-like
Biological process (GO): phosphorylation; phosphorelay signal transduction system
Cellular component (GO): nucleus
Molecular function (GO): phosphorelay sensor kinase activity
Source: RefSeq, a predicted model, not a curated record